AUGAAUGAGGAUCUUUUCUACGAUAGAUUGCACCAACGAUGUCCCAGAAAGUACCUGUUAGAAGAGUUGGAAACAAGCGAACCUAACGUAGUCCUGCAUGCAUCAAGGUUUGUUUUUGAAAUGGAACGGGUGCAAAAGACGAACGCAUAUUAUUGCAAAUCCAUAAUCAAAACGCUCUUAGACAAUGAAUGUAUCUUUGCUAAGGCACUCACAAUUAUCAAUGAUGGCGAAGACGAGAUCGAGAUAUCUGAUUAUCUCUAUGAGAAGUACAUAGAGCUACUAAGCGUAGGCAAGCCAAAUCCGAUGAUGAAAGACGUCGUAAGAUACAGGUUUGACGAGGAGGUAAAGGUCAAAAUUGAGGAAACGCCGAAUUUGAUCAGUGCGGCCAGUACCACAGGUUUCAGAACAUGGGAGGCUGCCCUAUACAUGGGACAUUUUCUCAUUCAUAAGCCGUUGCAAGAGUUGGCACUAAUACAAGGACAAGAGAAGAACAAGAAGAAAUUGAACGUUCUAGAGAUCGGCGCUGGGACAGGCAUAGUGAGUCUCGUCCUUUUGCAGAGAUAUCGCGAGUUCGUGAAUAAGAUGUACGUGACGGAUGGCGAUUCAGAUCUCGUUGAGACACAGCUGAAAAGGAAUUUUGAAUUGAACGAUGGAUUACGUGAGAACAAGCCAGACAUCAAGUUACAAAAGCUAUGGUGGGGUAGCGACAGAAUUCCUGAGGAUAUAGAUUUAGUGGUUGGGGCGGAUGUUACAUACGACCCAACCAUCCUUCCUGAUCUGUGCAAGUGCUUGGCCGAAUGUCUUGCCAUAAACCGGUGUAAAAUGUGCCUCCUAUCUGCGACAAUCAGAAGCGAGUCCACUGUCAAACUGUUUUCUCAAGAGUGCAAUAAACUCGGCCUAAAAUGUAUCAUAAUUACCAGCACCGAGUUUGACGAGAAUAACGAGGCCCGCAUGAAGAAAGCCCUACAAUUCAAACCUUUGAUUGCACCCAUACGAAUCUACAAGAUCAUGAAACAAUAG
Messenger RNA from Saccharomyces paradoxus, 1020 nucleotides. RefSeq names its product protein-lysine N-methyltransferase (gene EFM3). The transcript has a single exon. Lineage: Eukaryota; Fungi; Ascomycota; Saccharomycetes; Saccharomycetales; Saccharomycetaceae. The coding region runs from base 1 to 1020 and encodes 339 amino acids. The record is from RefSeq and is a predicted model, not a curated record.